CAAGGAUCUUUUUCAUUCUGCAAUCCUGUUAAUCUUUCAAUCACACAACCAAUCAUGGCGAACGCGGCAUCUGGAAUGGCUGUGAACGAUGAAUGCAAGCUGAAAUUUCUGGAGUUAAAAUCGAAACGGAACUACCGAUUCAUCACCUACAAAAUCGUAGAUCAACAAGUGAUUGUUGAUAAGAUCGGCGGUCAUGAUGAAACCUAUGAGGAUUUCACAAACUCUCUUCCUGCUGAUGAAUGUCGCUAUGCUGUCUUCGAUUUCGAUUUCACCACUGAUGAAAAUUGCCAGAAAAGCAAGAUCUUCUUUAUCGCCUGGUCACCAGAUACAUCAAAAGUGAGAAUGAAGAUGGUGUAUGCGAGCUCGAAGGACCGAUUCAAGAGGGAACUAGACGGAAUCCAAGUUGAGUUGCAAGCUACAGACCCGAGUGAGAUGAGCUUCGACAUCAUAAAAUCACGGGCCCUCUAAAUAAUGUUCCUCCAUGAGGGGGCUUUGCUCGAUGAGUUAAUUUAUUGCGUACGCAUGAUGGUUUUCGUUUAUUUUAUUUUAUUAUUAUUUUUAAAUUUGGGAAUUUUCGUUCUUCGAAAAGAAUUAUCAACUGUGUAGCGUAGAGUAACGUUACCAUCAGCUCGAUCGAUCAUAUUAUUCGU
This is a messenger RNA of Helianthus annuus (common sunflower), 650 nucleotides long. Its product is annotated as actin-depolymerizing factor 7. The transcript is spliced from 3 exons. Gene Ontology annotation, cellular component: cytoplasm; actin cytoskeleton. Gene Ontology annotation, molecular function: actin filament binding. The record is from RefSeq and is a predicted model, not a curated record. Gene Ontology annotation, biological process: actin filament depolymerization. Bases 55 to 468 code for a protein of 137 amino acids. Lineage: Eukaryota; Viridiplantae; Streptophyta; Magnoliopsida; Asterales; Asteraceae.